UUAAAACUUUUAAACAUGGGGUCAAAGGUCAUACUGGUUACAUUAUUUUUGCACUUAUUUAUCGGGGCGGCUCAAGUAACAUUUGCAAUGGAAAUGGCCGAGGAAAUGGAAAGAUACUUCAAAAUGAUCGAAAGUGAAAUGAAACGUAAGAGACAAUUGUCUUCCGAUACUCGACUCGAUCCAAAGCCACCGUAUCAAUCUGCUACAAGCUCUAGCAGUAACAAUGAUCUCAUCUAUACAACGACAUCUAGGACCUGCAGCAUUGAUCCUUUGGCAAACGUAGAUGAAAAUUCCCGAGGGCCCCGAAGCAAGAGACAGCACGGAGUUCUGAUCGAAACACCGGUAAGAUGGCAUAAGAAUUCUUUUACUUACAAACUGCAUAAUUACCCUACGUCAUUGACUGAAAAAGAGACGAGUCAUGCUAUUCUUCGUGCUUUUAAUAUUUGGUCGAAAUACUCAGAUCUCAGUUUCCAUGAAACGAAAGAAGAGAGAGCGGAUUUUCAUCUCAGAUUUCAUAAAGGCGAUCACGGCGACGGAGUAUCCUUGGCUUUCGAUGGGCCUGGAGGCCAUCUUGCGCAUGCCCAUUGUCCACAGUCUGGAGAAAUACAUUUCGAUGCUGACGAAAAUUGGGGAUUACGUGCAUCAAAGUUACGUCAUAGACUAGUGACGUCAUCAACUGGAAAAAGGUCGAUUGUACUUGGAGCGGAAAUAUACAGUCUUGUAUUGGUGGCGUUGCAUGAAAUCGGUCACGCUCUUGGGCUUCAACACACAGAUGAGGUGCACGGAGUCAUGUAUCCGUUGUAUUCGGAAAGAAUUUUGCAAGGGAAGAUACUGUUACAUGAGAGUGAUAUUGAAGCCCUACAGAACUUGUACGGCCCCAGAACUCGACCACGCAUAAGACCAUAUUUUGAAGAAAUGCCGAUUUUCAAGAAAAUCAAUGAGAGAAGGAAGAUCGACCCUCCGAAUCCCUGCAAUACAACGAUAGAUGCAAUGUUUUCAGCUGAAGGUAUUACUUAUUUCUUCAAAGGAAGAUACUAUUGGACGAUGAAUGAAACUACAAGAUCUGUAACAAAACCGGAUAAGAUUCGAAGACGUUACCGACUGUCGAAGCCGAGAAUUGACGCGAGUUGCUAUUCGGAGUUUAGUAAAAGAACUUAUAUAUUUUCGGGUCACAAAUAUUGGCGCCAUUUUGAUGGUCGUUGUGAAACCGGAUAUCCGCGGCUUGUCCGGAACCACCGGAUACCAACAAAACCGGACGCCGCAAUCCACAUACCGGGGACACAUUACAUGGUUAUUUUCAAGAAGAAACGUUACUAUAUCUUCGAUGAAUUGAACGAAAAAGUGAAAGAGUUUUAUCCACAAGACUCGAGACAAAUUUUACCUCAAGAUUCACUUCCGCUAGAUGCCGCUAUAGGGCUACACUCAGUGGCAUAUUUCGUGUCAAGGAAAACAGUUUUAAAACUUGAAAGACAUAAUUUAGAGAGAUUAUUCUUGCGAAGAGAGCCGGUUUUCAUACCUAAGAUUUACACAGAUCUGAAUUCGGCACAUUUUAUGCCUCUAUGCAAUUAGUACUAAAGAAGGGGCUGCCUCGCUCGUAGAGUAAUAUAUUGAGUAGACAAUGUUGAAACAGAACGAUUCCAGUCUUUUCAAAUCAGGUUGUGCGACAUUUUUGUCGUUGGGCCAUAUUACCAACUUCAGACAUCUUGCUGGACCUCACAAACAGUUUAGUUUUUCCAUGUACACAACGAAUAAAAAAAGUUCCCGCAGUACAAAAUGUUGGGAGAAUUGAAAUUUCGAGUUCUUGCAUAGUUUCUUGUUAACAUAAACUGUCGGAUCAGGUAGGAUUUUACACUUGAUGGGGAAAAUAUGA
Styela clava is the source of this 1870-nucleotide messenger RNA. Lineage: Eukaryota; Metazoa; Chordata; Ascidiacea; Stolidobranchia; Styelidae. The record is from RefSeq and is a predicted model, not a curated record.